UCCCCACAAGAGGGACUUGUUUUGAAAGCUGAAGUCCUAGAACAGACAUGGACGCCACCGCGGAGCGUGUUCUACAGUACCUGACAGAGGUUGAAGAAGCUGCUGAAGAUGUCCUCUCAGAUAAACAACAGAUGGUAGACCUCGAUAAGAAAAGAAACGCGAACAGGGAGGCACUCAAUGCACUUCGAAAGGAUUUAUCCGGUAAUGGUAAAGCUAAAGUCUGUCUGGGCAACAUGUUCAUCACAUUUCCAAAAGACAAAACGAAACAGAUGCUUGAAAAAGACCAAGAACAACUUGACAAGGAGAUCAUUGAUCUCCGCAACAAACUCAAGAUCAAAGUGAAUCGUCUAAAUGAGUUGCAAGGGAAGCCUGAACUCACAGGGUACAACCUCUGCCCCCUCUCAAACGAGGAGAUGAAAGCCAUAAGCAGCCUCCUGAGGACAUGACCUCCCACACACACACACACACACACACAAACACACAAUCUCACUCACUCACUCACUCACUCACACACACACACACUCACUCACUCACUCACUCACACACGGCAGAUGGUAGACCACUCUGGGUGCCUCUCCCACAUGGACUCUGUUGUGGAGUCAGUCAGUCAUGGUACUUUUUCAUUUUGGCGACAAGUUUAAGUUGAGUUACAGACGUUUUGCACACAGUUUUUUGUUUCUUAUCUAUAUUUCUUAAGGCUGAUGGUUGGGAAAAAUGUGUGUUUAAUUUCUAGCAUGUGGUGAAGACCGUAGAAAGACCAAAAUCAAACCAUGUCCAUUCAAUUCAUAUGUGAAGUUUUAUUAAAGAGUUAUUUGUUUAUCUAUGCAA
Alosa sapidissima (American shad) is the source of this 828-nucleotide messenger RNA. RefSeq names its product p53 and DNA-damage regulated 1 (gene pdrg1). The transcript has 5 exons. Bases 48 to 446 code for a protein of 132 amino acids. Lineage: Eukaryota; Metazoa; Chordata; Actinopteri; Clupeiformes; Clupeidae. The record is from RefSeq and is a predicted model, not a curated record.